AAAAUAUGAUAAAAAUCUCUAGAAAAUAUGUAGUUAAACAAAUACAUAUAUAUUCAAGAAAAUACAUGAAAAUGGUGAGAGUAAAAUGAGUAAAUACUAUAUGGUUUAUGGUAUAGGGAUUUGGUUUGUAUUGGAAAUAUGCAUACUACCUUUGAACAUGUUUCGUAUUCAUACACACAUUUUUUUAAAAAUAGCCUACCAACUAAUUUCAUCACGAUGGGUAGUAUUUUGAUUUUUUUAUAUAUAUAUUUGGUUAUAUAAGGUCAAAAAUAUGUAUAUUCCAUAUUAUUAAUUUGUUUUGAUUUUUUCCUUACGUAAUGAAGUGAAUAUUAAUGCAUUUAAAAUAUUGAGAUGUGUAAAAGGAUAUGUUAGAUGCAAAAAUAUCGGGUGAUGACAGUUGGAGUUUCCCUUUUAACAAUCUAUACUAUAUUAAAAGGGUUAUAUGAGCAUCAGAGAGGACGUCCACGUCAGACAAUAAAAUCGACCAAUCAAGAGAUCCCUUUUUGACACGUCAUCACGAGUUAAAAAUAUGGGCUUCGUUUUUUUUUGAGACAAAAUGUAAAUGUCAAUGCCCAGGAAGCCCAUUCUUUUUUCCCUUAGCCUUCUUCGUUUCACCUUUCACGAUCUAAAGUGGAGAGAUCCGACGUUUCCCUUUUUCAAUUCUCCAAACCCCCAAUUUUCUAGAUGAUUCGUGAAACCCUUUGCUCUUCCCCUCUUCGUUUCCAUCUCACGAUCUGAUCCACAUGAUUAAUCAAUACAUCCUCCACAAUUGAUUGAGAUGGCUUCAGGUCCAGAUCCGAACAGCUUUGGUGAUGGUGCGAAGCGGGAUGAAGCUACGACCAAGGUUCCUUCUAAGGAUCCCAAGAAGAAGGAUGAUAAGAAAGAGGAAGAUCUGUCUGAAGAGGAUUUGAAACUGAAGCAGAACCUGGAGCUCUAUGUUGAGAGGGUUCAAGACCCUAAUCCUGAACUGCAGAAGGCUGCUCUCGAAAGCAUGAGGCAGGAGAUCCGUGCCUUAACAAGCUCCAUGACGUUGUUAUACCGGAUGCCAAAGAGGUUGUCAUGGAUGGAACUUGGAGGUUCUCAAAGGUUUUUGUGGUUAGUGAUGCUACUGAUGUGGAGACGUUGUGUCUACUGGCUGAACUGAAGCACUUGAAGAAGCUGAGAAAGCUAAGCAUUACUAUAAACAAAGGUGGUGAAUUCACUGUUUCUCAGCUGUUUGUGGAUAUUCAGGACUUCUCCAAUCUGGAGAAGUUGAAAGUGGCGUGGGGAGGUAUUAAUGAACACAACAAAGCUGAAUCUACUUCUGGAGCAGUAAAAUAAUUCAUCAGGUCGAUGACACGGCUUCCUCCUAAUAUCCCAGUUACAGAUCCAAAGCCUCACAAGGCUCCAAAGAAGGUAGCCGUUCCAAGCCACCUUCCAGAGAAGUUAAUGAAACUGGACCUGCAGUGUUUUCCUGAUGCUGAACUUCCCUCAUUGCUUGAGCCUGGUAAGCUACGUAUGUUGGAAAAACUCUACAUCAAAGGAGGAACCAAGCUUACAGGCUUUGGGAAGUCAGUGCCUGAGAAGCCAACAGAGUGCAGUGUCAAGGUUUUGCGUCUGAAAUUCCUUCCCAGGCUAAAAGUGGAGUGGAGGGAGCUGAGGGAACUAUACUUUCCAAAACUGGAGUUCUUGGAUAAGUAUCAGAGCCCUCAAGUUAGUUUCUGCCCCUGUGAUGGUAUCGGAAUCUGGUGCGGCAAGUCUAACCAACUCUGAGCUGAGAGUUGCUCAGUUUUCCACAUGUUGUCUAUCUAUUCUGUUUCUGUUGUUGUACGUUUGUUUCCUCAUUUUCCAUUGAUGUCUUCCUUGUGAAUAUAACAAUAUGAUGAUACCUACAGUAUCGUAAUAGAAAAACUUUCAGACAA
Brassica napus (rape) is the source of this 1901-nucleotide messenger RNA. Its product is annotated as 26S proteasome non-ATPase regulatory subunit 2 homolog A-like. Lineage: Eukaryota; Viridiplantae; Streptophyta; Magnoliopsida; Brassicales; Brassicaceae. The transcript is spliced from 3 exons. Bases 779 to 1144 code for a protein of 121 amino acids. The record is from RefSeq and is a predicted model, not a curated record.